GUUGCAUACCGCUCACUUUUCACCUGACGAUUGACAGUUGACAGGUGUCACAACGUUAGGGUUAUAUUGUUGUUAUUGGUCAAACAUCUGAAAAUGAGCGACGCCCCUGCCGAAAAUAAAGGGGCUGAAGACUCACUGCAGUCCCUCCAGUCGUUGAACAUCAACGACGUUGGCGAAACAAGCACGGAUCCCGAAAAUCACAAAAACGACAAACAGAAAAUUGAUAUAUUACUCAAACCCACGGGCAAUGCACCCAUCAUGAAGAAGAAAAAGUGGACGGUGGACGGCGACAAGCCCAUUUCGUGGAUCGCCGAGUUUAUGAAACGGUACAUGAAACUGGAACCACAGGAAAAAUUGUUCCUCUACGUGAAUCAAACUUUCGCGCCAUCGCCAGAUCAAGUCAUGAAAAAUUUGUAUGAUUGUUACUCAACUGAAGGGAAGUUAGUUUUGCAUUACUGCAAGACUCCAGCUUGGGGAUAAAUUGGCUACUUUUUGUGAUACAAUUAGUUUAAUUUAAUUUUAUAUGAUUUAAGCAUAAAGUAUAUAAAUUUCAUUCUA
Molecule: messenger RNA, 558 nt
Organism: Zophobas morio
Lineage: Eukaryota; Metazoa; Arthropoda; Insecta; Coleoptera; Tenebrionidae
Product: autophagy protein 12-like
Exons: 3
Coding region: 94-480 (128 amino acids)
Biological process (GO): C-terminal protein lipidation; autophagy of mitochondrion; autophagosome assembly
Cellular component (GO): cytoplasm; Atg12-Atg5-Atg16 complex; phagophore assembly site membrane
Source: RefSeq, a predicted model, not a curated record